Plasmodium vinckei vinckei is the source of this 1557-nucleotide messenger RNA. Its product is annotated as conserved Plasmodium protein, unknown function. Gene Ontology annotation, biological process: rRNA methylation. Lineage: Eukaryota; Apicomplexa; Aconoidasida; Haemosporida; Plasmodiidae. Gene Ontology annotation, molecular function: methyltransferase activity. Bases 1 to 1557 code for a protein of 518 amino acids. The transcript has a single exon. Gene Ontology annotation, cellular component: mitochondrial large ribosomal subunit. The record is from RefSeq and is a predicted model, not a curated record.
AUGAAAUGUAGCGGAAAAGUGGGUUACUUUUUGAAUUUGAAAAAAGAAUAUGGAGACAGGGCUGAAGUGCUGAUGAAAAAAUUAGAGGAAGGGAAAACUGUCCAAGCAGCAUUUAUAAAUGAUUUCAUAAAAAUAGAUUAUAUUAAUAUAUUCAAAGUUUUAUUGUAUAUGAUAAAAGAUAAAAAAGUGAAAACAUCUUUUGGUGGCUUAUUUGUUGAUGAAAAAUAUGCUAAUUUAUUAACCUAUUCUCCUACUCCAGAAAAUAAUAAUAAUCUAUCAUACGAAAUAAUAACUCAAACUAACUGCAAACAUAAUGAAAAUUGUGAUUCUGUAAAUGUUUCUUCUCAAUUGGAUGGUGGCACCAUUGUGCAAUAUAAUACCAGCGAUGAAAAUGCAAAAAGAGGUUUAUAUGAAAAAACUGAAUCAAAUGACGAUUAUAGAAAAAUAACAAUAAGUAAAUCAGAGUUAUUAAAUAUAGAUGGUGUUAUAAAAUAUGAUGGAGUGAUUGAAAAUGUAGAGAAAUUAGCAUAUUAUUUAAAUCCGUGUUCAUUCUUGUCUGCUUAUUUUUUAGACGUAAAAAAAAAUGAACAUGUAUUAGAUAUGUGUGCAGCCCCAGGAGGAAAGUCUCUUAUUAUUGCAAAUAAAUUAUUUGGUUUUGAUAUUUCCCCAUUAGACCGAAUUAAUAAUAUCGAUAUUUUAGACGAUAAAAAUAUUGAAAUAAAUUGCUGCCUAAAUGUUUUAAAUUAUUACAAAGUAAAUAUGGAAGGGUGUCUAGUUGUUAACGAAUUUAAUAAAGCAAGGUAUGAUAGAUUAAAACAAGUAUUACAUAAACAUUUACCAAGUGAUUUAAUAAAAUCGGGUAAUUUACAUAUAACUAAUUAUAAUGGACUUCAAUUAAAUUCAUUUAUUAGAUUUCAAAAAUUUCAUAAAAUAUUAUUGGAUGUUCCAUGCUCUACUGAUGAGCAUUUAGUAAAAAAGGGAACAAACGAUAUAAAUAGAUGGACUUUUAAUUCUAUUAAAAAUAAUUCUAAUAUUCAAUAUGAUUUACUUGUUAAUUCAUUUCAUUUACUUCAUAAAAAUGGAGUCAUAAUUUAUUCGACAUGUGCAUUGUCGCACUAUGAAAAUGAUUAUAAUAUUGAAAGAUUUAUUAAAAAAUUUAAAAAGGAAGUUAAAAUUUUAGACUUUUUAGAGGAAGAAUACGAAAGAGUUUACAAAGAGAAAAUCAUGAAUAACCAUACCAACGAAAAUGAUAGUCAUAUACCUUGUCAUUGCAAAGUGGAUACACCCGAUAACUCCACAAAUCAUACUAAUCACAGUGUUUCCUGCACAAAUCAUGCUAAUCACAGUGUUUCCUGCACAAAUCAUGCUAAUCACAAUGUUUCCUGUACAAGUCAUACUAAUAAUAAUGUUUCCUGUACAAAUACAAUGAACUUUUCUGAGUUUAAAAAAAAUACAAACUUCUUGAAAUUUUUCGAAAAAACAAAAUAUGGAUAUAUUUCCCUUCCAGACAAAUCCCCUUUUGGGAUUUUAUACAUUUGCAAAAUUAAAAAAAUAUAA